Messenger RNA from Clupea harengus (Atlantic herring), 6763 nucleotides. RefSeq names its product dedicator of cytokinesis 1 (gene dock1). Gene Ontology annotation, molecular function: small GTPase binding; guanyl-nucleotide exchange factor activity. NCBI's taxonomy places the organism in Eukaryota, Metazoa, Chordata, Actinopteri, Clupeiformes, Clupeidae. The record is from RefSeq and is a predicted model, not a curated record. Gene Ontology annotation, biological process: myoblast fusion; small GTPase-mediated signal transduction; cell migration. Gene Ontology annotation, cellular component: cytoplasm; plasma membrane.
ACGCCGGUCCUCUGGUGACGCCAAAUAGCCCACCACAUGACAAAAAGUUUCUCAUGAGCUCGCACUCUACCCCCUUGUGGAUCAUCCAGUUAUCGGUGGAAAAUGGCGGCUAGAGGUGGAACAGUACAUCAACAGUGAAAACAGAGAAAGUGCAGGGAAAACUAAAGGAGCUACACAAGAGUCGACUCAGGCACAGAAAAAGUUCAUACAUGAGAAUGUCUCGUUGGGUGCCCACGAAAAAGGAGAAGUAUGGAGUCGCGAUCUAUAACUAUGAUGCCCGCAGCGAGGAGGAGCUGUCGCUACAGAUUGGGGACACGGUGCACAUACUGGAGACGUAUGAAGGAUGGUACAGGGGAAACCGGCUGAGAAGGAAGUCCAAAAAGUUGUCUGUUCCGACCCAGGGCAUAUUCCCCGCAUGCUACAUCCACCUGAAAGAAGCCACAGUGGAGGGCAAUGGGCAGAAAGAGACAGUCAUCCCCAACGAGCCGGCCCUGGUGCAGGAGGUCACUACCACACUACGCGAAUGGGCCUCCAUAUGGAGAGACCUCUAUGUGGGAGACAAGCGAGAAAUGUUCAACUCCGUGCGUGACAUGAUCUAUGACUUGAUCGAGUGGCGCUCUCAGAUCCUGUCUGGCACACUCCCUCAGGACGAGCUUACGGAGCUCAAGCAGAAAGUCACCUCCAAGAUGGACUACGGCAACAAGUACCUGGAUCUGGACCUGGUGGUGAGGAACCAAGAUGGGAACAUCCUGGACCCAGACCUGACCAGCACCAUCAGCCUGUUCCGGGCCCAUGAGGCCGCCUCCAGACAGAUAGAGGAACGCAUCCAGGAGGAGAGGUCCCAGAAGCAGAACAUGGACCUGAGCAGACAGGCCAAGUUUGCCUCCACCCCGUCCUUCGCUCUGUUCGUCACCCUGAAGAACGUGGUGUGUAAGAUCGGGGAGGACGCCGAGGUGCUUAUGUCCCUCUAUGAUCCUGUGGAUUCCAAAUUUAUCAGUGAGAACUACCUAGUGAAGUGGUCCAGCUCUGGGCUGGUCAAGGACCUGGAUCAGCUGCACAAUCUGCGGGCUGUCUUUACGGACCUGGGAAGUGAGGAUCUGAAGAGGGAGAAGAUCAGCUUUGUGUGUCAGAUCGUGCGCGUGGGACGCAUGGAGCUGCGAGACAACAACACCAAGAAGCUGACCACAGGCCUGCGGAGGCCCUUUGGAGUGGCAGUCAUGGACGUCACAGACAUCAUCACAGGCAAGAUGGAUGACGAGGACAAGCAGCACUUCAUCCCCUUCCAGCCGGUGGCGGGGGAGAACGACUUCCUCCAGACAGUCAUCAACAAGGUCAUCGCCGCCAAAGAGGUCAACCACAAGGGCCAAGGUCUGUGGGUGACCCUGAAGCGCCUUCCUGGAGACAUUCAUCAGAUCCGGAAAGACUUCCCCCAUCUGGUGGACCGGUCAACAGCUGUGGCGCGCAAGAUGGGCUUCCCUGAGAUCAUCAUGCCAGGUGACGUGAGGAAUGACAUCUAUGUGACUCUGGUCCAAGGAGAGUUUGACAAAGGCAGCAAGACCACUCCCAAAAAUGUGGAGGUCACCAUGUCUGUGUACGACGAGGAUGGGAAGAAGCUAGAGAAUGUAAUCUUCCCCGGAGCUGGAGAUGAAGGGAUCCUUGAGUACAAGUCUGUGAUCUACUAUCAAGUGAAACAGCCUCGCUGGUUUGAGACAAUCAAGGUUGCCAUUCCCAUUGAGGAUGUAAACAGGAGCCAUCUCCGCUUCACCUUCCGGCACAGAUCAUCUCAGGACUACAAAGACAAAUCGGAGAAGAUCUUUGCCUUGUCCUUUGUCAAGCUGAUGAGGUAUGACGGCACGACGCUGCGAGAUGGCGAGCAUGAUCUCAUCGUCUACAAGGCCGAGGCCAAGAAGAUGGAGGACUCUUCUCUUUACCUGAACGUCCCAGCCACCAAGGUUGAGCUGGAGGAGAAGGGCUACCCCACCACAGGCAAGAGCAUGCAGAACCUGGGCAACUGCACCAUCAGCAAAGACUCCUUCCAGAUCUCCACCUUGGUUUGCUCCACCAAACUCACCCAGAACGUGGACCUCCUGGGUCUGUUGAAAUGGCGCUCCAACACCAGCCUGCUCCAGCAGAACCUGCGGCAGCUCAUGAAGGUGGACGGAGGAGAGGUCGUCAAGUUUCUACAAGACACCCUGGAUGCCCUCUUCAACAUCAUGAUGGAGAACUCUGAGAGUGACACGUUUGACACCCUGGUUUUUGAUGCUUUGGUCUUUAUAAUUGGACUGAUUGCGGACAGAAAGUUCCAGCACUUUAACCCUGUUCUUGAAACCUACAUCCGGAAACACUUCAGUGCCACACUGGCCUACACGAAACUGACGAGGGUGCUGAAGAAUUAUGUGGAUAAUGCAGAGAAGUUGACCGAUCAGCUCCUCAAGGCCAUGAAGGCGCUGGAAUACAUUUUCAAGUUCAUUGUGCGCUCCAGAGUGCUCUUCAACCAGCUGUAUGAGAACAAGGGGGAGGCAGACUUCAUGGAGUCCCUGAGGGACCUCUUCACCUCCUUCAACAACAUGAUGAACAGCAGCGCAGAGAACACCAGCAUGGUCAAGGGUGCCGCAUUGAAGUACAUCCCAACCAUCGUCAAUGAUGUCAAGCUGGUGUUUGAUCCCAAGGAGCUGAGUAAACUGUUUACAGAGUUCAUCCUGAAGGUCCCUCCAGGACGCCUUGUGAAGCAGAAGCUGAACUGCAUGAUCGACAUUGUUGACAGUGACCUCUUCACACAGCAUGCUGCUGGACGGAGAGUGGCCGGGGGAGAAGCUCGCCAUCCCAAGGUGAAAUGUGCUCGAACAGAUACAGCAUAUGGAGGCACCACAGACUGUCGGGAGAUCCUUCUGCCCCUGAUGACCGAUCAGCUGAAGCUGCACCUGGAGCAACAUGAAGAGCUGGAGGCCUGUUGCCAACUCCUCAGCAAUGUCCUGGAGGUGCUCUACCGCACAGAUGUGGGCCCAACUCAGUGGCACAUUGAGGUCAUCAUGGAGAAGCUUCUGCGGACAGUGAACCGAACGGUCAUCUCCUUGGGUCGAGACUCAGCACUCAUCGGCAGUUUCGUCGCCAGCAUGACGGCCACUCUGCGUCAGAUGGAAGAUUACCACUAUUCUCAUCUCAUCAAUACCUUUGGCAAAAUGAGGACGGAUGUAGUGGAUUUCCUAAUGGAAACAUUUAUCAUGUUCAAGGAUCUCAUUGGCAAGAAUGUCUACCCUGCCGACUGGGUGAUAAUGAACAUGAUGCAGAAUAAAGUCUUCUUGCGGGCCAUCAAUCAAUAUGCCACCGUGUUGAACAAGAAGUUCCUGGACCAAGCCAACUUCGAGCUUCAGCUCUGGAACAACUACUUCCACCUGGCUGUGGCCUUCCUCACGCAGGAGUCCCUGCAGCUGGAGAACUUCUCCAGUGACAAGCGCAACAAGAUCUUCCACAAGUAUCAGGACAUGAGAAGGCAGAUUGGCUUUGAGAUAAGAGAUAUGUGGUAUAACCUGGGUCCGCACAAGAUCAAGUUCAUCCCGGAGAUGGUGGGACCAAUCCUGGAGAUGACGCUGGUGCCCGAGAUCGAGCUGCGCAAGGCCACCAUCCCCAUCUUCUUUGACAUGAUGCAGUGCGAGUUCCACUUCACACGCAGCUUCCAGAUGUUUGAGAAUGAGAUCAUCACCAAGCUGGACCACGAGGUGGAGGGCGGCCGAGGGGACGAGCAGUACAAAGUCCUCUUUCAGAAAAUCUUGCUGGAGCACUGCAGGAAGCACAAAUACCUGGCCAAGAGCGGGGAGAACUUUGUGACUCUGGUGGUGCGUCUGCUGGAGCGGCUCCUGGACUACCGGACCAUCAUGCACGACGAGAACAAGGAGAACCGCAUGAGCUGCACCGUCAACGUCCUGAACUUUUACAAGGAGAUUGAGAGAGAAGAAAUGUACAUCAGGUACCUGUACAAGCUGUGUGACCUCCACAAAGAGUGUGACAACUACACUGAGGCCGCAUACACACUGCUGCUACAUGCCAAGCUACUUAAGUGGUCCGAGGAUCCCUGCGCUGCCCAUCUCACCCAGAGGGAGGGCUACCAGGCCACCACACAGGGCCAGCUCAAAGACCAGCUCUACCAGGAGACCAUCAACUACUUUGACAAGGGCAAGAUGUGGGAGGAGGCCAUCAUCCUGGGGAAGGAGCUCUCUGAGCAGUACGAAAAUGAAAUGUUUGACUUUGAGCAGCUCAGUGCGUUGUUGCGCAAGCAAGCUCAGUUCUACGAGAACAUAGUCAAGGUGAUCCGACCAAAGCCUGACUACUUUGCUGUGGGCUACCAUGGCCAGGGAUUCCCCUCGUUUCUCAGGAAUAAGAUGUUCAUGUACCGGGGCAAGGAGUACGAGCGGAGGGAGGACUUUGAGGCGCGACUGCUCACACAGUUCCCCAAUGCUGACAAGAUGAAGACCACUAAUCCACCUGGAGAUGAGAUCAGGAACUCGCCUGGUCAAUGCAUCCAGUGUUUCACAGUCAAGCCCAUCCUUGAGCUUCCACCAAAGUUCCAGAACAAACCGGUAUCUGAGCAGAUCCUGAGUUUCUACACUGUUAAUGAAGUGAACAAGUUCCAGUACUCCAGGCCUGUGAGGAAGGGGGAGAAGGACCCAGACAACGAGUUUUCAAACAUGUGGAUCGAGCGGACCACUUACGUCACUGCCUACAAGCUGCCUGGCAUACUGCGCUGGUUUGAAGUCAAGUCCUUCUCCACAGAGGAGAUUAGUCCCUUGGAGAAUGCCAUGGAAACUAUGCAGCUGACCAAUGAGAAGAUCAACAACAUGGUGCAGAGACAUCUGAAUGACACCAACCUUCCCAUCAACCCCCUGUCCAUGCUGUUGAAUGGAAUAGUAGACCCGGCCGUCAUGGGUGGCUUUACAAACUAUGAGAAGGCCUUCUUCACAGACAAGUACACCCAGGAUCACCCUGAGGACCGGGAGAAGAUUGACAAGCUGAAGGACCUGAUUGCCUGGCAGAUCCCGUACCUGGCAGAUGGCGUGCGUAUCCAUGGUGAGAAGGUGACGGAGGCUCUGAGGCCCUUCCAUGAGCGCCUGGAGGCCUGCUUCAAGCAGCUCAGGGAGAAGGUGGAGAAGACGUACGGGGUUAAGACUCUGCCAGGGGCAGACGAGCGUCGGGGUGGUCAGAGGCCUCGUUCCAUGGUCCGCUCCUUCACCAUGCCCUCCUCCCAGCGGCCCCUGUCCGUCGCCUCCGUCACCUCCAUCUCCUCCGACAACUCCCCCUCCAGGCCCGGCUCUGACGGGUUUACCCUGGAGCCCUUACUGCCAAAGAAAGUGCACUGCAAAUCCCAGGACAAGCUGGACCGCGAGGAGCCAGAGAGGGAGCGCAAGGACAAGGACAAGAAGAAGGAGAAGAGGAACAGCAAGCACCAGGAGAUCUUCGACAAGGAGCUCAAGGCCACCGAGAUCCCCAUGCAGCCAUCUGAGACGGUCAUACUCUCAGAGAUGAUCAGUCCACUGCGGCCCCAGAGGCCCAAGAGCCAGGUGAUCAACCUUCUGGGCCCUGACCGGCGUCUGUCCGUGUCCCCUGGCCCCCCGACCCCCUCGGCGGUGGCAGCAGCGGCAGGGGGCCCUCCUCCCAUCACCCCCAGGGCCAAGCUGUCCUUCAGCCUGCUCUCAGGCUCCAAUCUGGAGCUGAACGGGAUGGGAUGCGCAGAGAAAGGGGAAGUCCCACCCCCGCUGCCGAUGAAGGGCAGCAUGGCCGACUACGGGAACCUGAUGGACAACCCUGAGCUGGCCAGCCCCACCACGCCUCCCCCUCCUCUGCCACAUCACAGGCAUCUGCCACCCCCUCUGCCGAGCAAGACUCCACCUCCCCCGCCCCCGAAGACCACGAGGAAGCAGGCCUCCAUCGAUUCAGGAAUCGUCCAAUAAGAAGCGACACUAACCUGCCAGGAGGAACAAAGCAAAUAGAACUGAACUGAACCGAACAAACAUUGAAAAGACUGAACUGAAAUUGUGUAUUAUUGUUUUAAAUGUAGAAUUCCCCUUCCCCUAGUUUUAGCAAGCUGAAUACCUCAUGAAGGUGUGCAUCUGCGAUCACUGCUCUACUAUGAGCCUGUGCACAGGACACUCCACUAGGGAACCUGUGCCAAUUAUUAAUCAAGCCUUCGAGUGAGCUGUCAGCGGUGGAUGGACUUCCUCCCGUAGUUCUCCAGGUAAUCUCCACAGCAGUGUUUUACUGAAAUGCCUUCUUUUUUGAUGAGUACAUUCUGACCAAGCAACCAACGGCCAACACGGACCACUUUCAGGAAACCGAGGUUUGAUUGCUUUAUUCUGCAGCAUUUUUUAUAAGGGUAGUUUUCUCCGUAUAGCCACACUGUUCUCAGUGUAUCGCACUGUACAGAGGUUUUUUUUUGUAUAUAUAAAUAUAUAUAUAUGAUUUUAUUUUAUUUUUAUUGUUCUUUUCUUUCUUUGAAAAGUGAAUUGAUGAUUUUUAUUAACAUGACAUUAACUGGCAUUUUACUCCAAAAAGGGCUUGUAGGUUUUCCAAUGACAGGGACUGUAAAGUACCAUAUGUAAAUUACCUUGUGAUGGAUUUUUUUUUUUUUUUUUUGAGAGUGUACACAACUAACUCUCCAACAUACUUUCAUUGUAUAGAAUUUUGUCAUACAUUGCUGUAACCAUGGAUUCCAGUAACAUCAAAAUGUUCCAAAAUUCACUACUGACUUUGAAAUAAACGCUCUACAAAUGUA